AUGGCUCAGCAAACAAAUGGAUCGCAUCCAUCAGCCGUGUCAGAUAGCAAGGCGCACAAAUUCAAUCCAGAUUUCACACGGGCUGUAAUCAAUGCAACAGGACCAAAGGCCGCUCCACGCACCAGACAACUUGCUGCAAGCUUGAUUCAGCAUCUUCAUGACUUCGCAAGAGAGAACGAGUUGACAGUGGAUGAAUGGAUGGCAGGCGUCGAACUGGUACGUUUCCACGCCCUCUUUCCACGGUCUCGUUGGCGCGCGAGUACUGGGAGAUGUCAUCGUACACACACUCACAUGUCCCAGGUGAAUGCAGCCGGUCGCAUGUCAGAUGAUAAGCGCAACGAAGGUCAACUCCUCUGCGACGUCCUCGGCCUCGAAUCCCUCGUCGAUGAAAUCACUUACAAACUUGCCUCGGACGCCGCCGAUGAACCCACUGCAACGGCGAUUCUUGGUCCAUUCUACCGUCACAACGCGCCUGAGCUGCCCAUGGGCGGCUGCAUUGUUGCCGGGCUCCCCAAGGAUGUAGCAGACAAAGGCGAUAGAACAUGGAUGCACGGCACAGUCACAGACUUCAGGACGGGCAAGCCAAUUGAGGGUGCGGUAAUGGAUGUAUGGCACACAGCACCUAAUGGAUUGUACGAGCAGCAAGACCCAGAACAGCCAGAAAUGAACCUUAGGGGUAGGUUUACAACAGGCAAGGAUGGGAAGUACAAUUUCUACUGCCUAAGGCCGGUACCUUAUCCGAUACCUUUCGAUGGCCCUGCCGGUAAGGUACUCCAGGCGCUUGACAGACAUCCGAUGCGACCGGCGCACAUUCACUUCCUGGUAUGUUGUACUCUACAGUCCGGAAAAGUUCUCGUUCAAGGUAGACUAAUCCAGCAACAGCUCAAAGCACCUGGCUACAAGCCGAUUAUAACACAGAUUUUCGACCGGAAGAGCAAGUAUAUUGAGGAUGAUGCAGUCUUUGCUGUGAAAGACUCUCUUCUCGUGGAUUUCAUACCCUUUGAAGGAGAUCCGAAAGCAGAGUUUGAGCUGCCGUAUGACUUCAAGAUGGCCAGCUUUGAAGAUGCGAAGUCCCUCGCAGGAGCGACACCAGCGAGCGCAUCACUGUAG
This is a messenger RNA of Plenodomus lingam JN3, 1110 nucleotides long. The record is from RefSeq and is a predicted model, not a curated record. Lineage: Eukaryota; Fungi; Ascomycota; Dothideomycetes; Pleosporales; Leptosphaeriaceae.